Molecule: messenger RNA, 1203 nt
Organism: Numida meleagris (helmeted guineafowl)
Lineage: Eukaryota; Metazoa; Chordata; Aves; Galliformes; Numididae
Gene: CCDC137
Product: coiled-coil domain containing 137
Exons: 6
Coding region: 78-947 (289 amino acids)
Source: RefSeq, a predicted model, not a curated record
CGGGGAGAAGGGGUCGGAGGGCAACCGGAAGCGGAGGCAGUAGAGGGAGUGCAGGCGGCGUGGGGAGCGGUGGGGUCAUGGGCCUGGGGAAGGGGCGAAGGAAGGUACAGGGACCAGGACAUGGAAAGGGACUGGGAUCGGGACCGGGAGGAAGAAAGGGACAGGGGCUGAGACCAGGACAUGGAAAAGAACAAGGACCGGCCCCGGGAAGAGGCCCGGCCACCGCCGCGCCACGCGGCAGGAAGGAGAAGGCGUUGGCCAACCUGAAGCCCAAGCACCCCGAUGAACAGGAGAUCCCCUUCCGCCUGCGGGAGCUCAUGCAGAGCCGUGAGGCCAUGAAGUGCCCCAAGGCCCGGGCAAAGCGGGCAGCAGAGAAACCACAGCGUCCCCAGGGGACCGAGGCGCAGGGGGACAGCCCUGUGCCCAGGUUCCGUCAGCGCAAAGGGGAGUCAGAGCGCUCCUAUGUGUGGCGCAUGGAGCGGGAGGUGCAGCGUGUGCUGGUCCUCAGCAAGAUCCAGGUGCAGCGGGAGCCUGAGAAGGAAGAUGUAGCACCACAGAAGUCUCAGAGAAAGAAAGAGUUUCAGAACAAAAAGCUGGACAAAGUGCGGAAGAAGAAGGAGGAGAAGAAAGAGGCUUUGCUGGAGAAGAGCCUGUUCCAAGACCCAGUGCCAUUCGGUGAAGUUGUGACAGAGCCACCCACCAUCACUUCGCGGCCCCGCAGUGGGGGUCCCACUGAGCAGGCUGGUCGGAAGCGGCUCCUGUUGACACCUCGCCUGGGCCGGAGCCAGGCAGCCCCCACUGUGCCAGUGUCACUGGCUCGCCAGCGCAUCGUGCAGGAGGAGCGAGCACGCGUCAUCCAGGCCUACCGGGACAUCCAGAGGCGCAAGCAGCAGCAGCGAGAUGCAGCACGGGGAAACACCCGGCCUAGCAGCAGGGUACCAGGCUGACCCCACCUGAGGGGACACAACCCCUGGACUCCUAUGGGGAGCAGCGCUAGGGUUACACUGCCUGUGGGACGGUCAGCUGGGCACACAGGGAGCACUGGGAACAUGGAACCCUGGGACUCAGUGGGGACUGUUACCUUGUUUCCACUUUGCUGCCAGUACAGAGAUCUGCGCCCUUCCCAGCACCACGGAGUGGGGCACCCCACAGCCUCUCUGAGGCCAUGGACCUGUUUGUAGUAAAAGUGCUGAUAAAUGCUGA